GAGAUCAUACCCCAGACGGACCUCCCCUCCGAACCUGGGGCAACACACGCCAUAAUGACUUACCCCAUCUAGCAUCCAGUAUAAAUACCAUCCACCUAUCUCUCCUCAUGCAUAAUCAUUAUCAAAGUCAAAAACAUCCUACAAACAACCAAACUCCUACAAAAACAAUGACAGACAACCUCGCCGCCGAACAAGCCGCCAACCUCCCCCGCCGCGGCAGAGCAAGUAGCGGCGAGCGCGACGACCGACUCCUACGACAAGCAGCAGACACCCGCUCAACCAUCAACACCAGCAACACUCGCAACCGACGUAGUUCGCGGCGCCCUCCCACACCAAACCGGAUGGCGGGCGCUCAUUCGGGGUCUGGAGCGAGGAGACGGUCGAAGUCGAGGUCUAGGGCGCCGUCGAAAUCGAGGUCCAGGGAGAGGAAGGUUGGUGAUUGACUUGCGGUACUUUGAUGGUGUUGAGGUUAUGUGUGGGGGAUGAGAUGGGAUAGGAUGGGAGGGGGUGUGGGCUAUGGAGAUGUUGAGAUAGGGUUUUGUUCAAAGGGUUAAUGGACACAUAUGUGCAUGCAUGCAAGUUGAUAUGGUGUGGAUUUUAGGGUUAGUUGUCAAGUAAAGUGGAGUAGAAAGUUUGUACGGCUGCUGGUUC
Aspergillus glaucus CBS 516.65 is the source of this 651-nucleotide messenger RNA. RefSeq lists its product as uncharacterized. NCBI's taxonomy places the organism in Eukaryota, Fungi, Ascomycota, Eurotiomycetes, Eurotiales, Aspergillaceae. The transcript has 2 exons. The record is from RefSeq and is a predicted model, not a curated record. Bases 108 to 443 code for a protein of 111 amino acids.